This is a messenger RNA of Ctenopharyngodon idella (grass carp), 1814 nucleotides long. RefSeq names its product sorting nexin-6. The coding region runs from base 418 to 1536 and encodes 372 amino acids. Lineage: Eukaryota; Metazoa; Chordata; Actinopteri; Cypriniformes; Xenocyprididae. Gene Ontology annotation, molecular function: phosphatidylinositol binding. The record is from RefSeq and is a predicted model, not a curated record. The transcript is spliced from 15 exons.
UUUUGUCCAUAAAAUUGUCAAGAAAAAAUGACAGAUGAUUUAACCAAAGCUAAAGUUCUCUUCAUUUUUCCUGUUCUAAUGAUUGUGAAGUGUUUCAUUCUGCUUUGUGUUUUUCACCAUCUUUUUCUUGUAUGUUUUUAUGCAUGCUAUGAACACUGUAGUCAGGUGCAACUCAUAAACUUUGCCCAGUGUAACUGUGCUUAGUUACUCAGUAGCCUGUAAUGAGUGUGCUUUACAAGUUACUUGGUUUGAGUGUAUUCCACAUGUCAUUCGAAAGAGGACACUAAAAAAACUAUAUAUUGGAUAGAUUUUCACAUACAACCAAAUCGCAGGACCAUAGUGACCUUUGAUCUGAAGGAUAUCCUGUCUCCGCAAGAAUAGUAAACCAAAGUAGGAAACCUGUCUAAUUCGACUGAGAUGGAAGGUUCAAGUGCAGAAGCAGAGCUAAGUGUAAGUGCAAACAGCAUCGGAAUCACUGAUUUGACUCAGGAUGGAGAUGUUCUGACGUUUGCCAUCACGUCCCAGAAAUUGAACGGAAGUGCCGGGGUGUGCGUGUUUCGAACAUACGAGGACUUUGAUUGGCUUCAACAGAGUCUUUUCUCACAAGAAAAUGUUCCUGGACUUCAGGGAAUUAUAUUUCCGCCUUUGCCCCCUAAAGCAUUUCCAUCCCAGCUGAACAUGCAGACCAAAGCAUUCAAACAACUUGGGUUCCUGGCUCUAGGGCAGGAUUGGCAGAGUUAUUGUAAGGCUUUGGAGUUUUAUCUCCAGCAGGUGGCAACACACCCAACUCUCUGCAAGUGCAAAGCACUGGACAGCUUUCUUAUUAACUCUGAGUCUCCUGGAAAACAGCGAGGCAGGAAAGGAAUCCUUAAUCGCCUUAGUCAGGCUGUGGAGGAGAUGAGAAAAGAAAGUCAUAAGGAUGUGGACAACUUCUUUCAGAAUGAGAGAAAUAGAAACACAAGUAUUGCUGCUUUAUCAAAGGUUGCCACAGAGAAAUUACUUGAUGUUGUGAUUACAGAGCAAAAGCUUGCUUUGGCCUGUGGACAUUUCUCCACAUCUCUUCAUCUUUGUGUGAAUCAUGACGAUGCAGAUGCUGUAGCUUUCUCCAAGGUUUGCUUGAAGCUGUCUGAUAUUAUUGAGGCAGUAAAGCGAAACUAUGAGAAGGUUGCCAUUAACAACCUAACCACUCUUGGUUUGGGUCUGGACCUGGAGUCUCGCUACCAAGAGGCAGAGAAAGAGAUGCUCUUCAGAAGAACCUGUAAACUGAUAGAGCUGGAAACUGUUAAGAAGAGUACAGAAAAAGCCAAGGCCAAUAAGAGAGAAGUGAUGGAGGCAUAUCAAAAAGCUGUUGAGAAAGAGUUCAACCUGAUCUCAUCUGUGGCUAAACAAGAGAUUGAGCGUUUCCAUAGCUCCCGAGUGAAUGUGCUGAAGAACUUCCUGAUUGACUGGUGUGAACAGCAGCUCAACACAGCGAAGGAGUGCGCUGAACUCUAUUCUCAGCAUCUGGAAGCUUGCAGAAAUAUGUAUUCAGAAUGAAUGAAACAUAAACAGGUGGUUUAUGAUCAUAACACAAUUGCUGGUAAUGUAAUCAAACUGUUCUGGGUCUAAAAAAUAGAACUUCAUCAUGAUAUUAUAAAAGUGCUCUGUAAAUUCAGUUUAUUCUCUUAUCUUUUUAAUCACUAGUCCUCUUUAAUCUGAUUGUAAUGUUUCCCAGCUUUUAACACUGAAAAGCCAUCAAAUUUUAGACUAUAGAUUCAGAAGUGAACUUUGUCCUAUGUAAGCUUUGCAGUAAAGCAAUAAAACCCAUGACUGUU